GUAUGAGGUAAACCAGUGUGUCAGCCUGAGAGUUUCUCAUUCGAUAAAACAGCACCCUUCAGUGUCCUAGGUUCAGUGUCUUCCCUUCUGGACUCUUCUAUCCAGCUUCUCCUCUGGAAAAUACACAGAAUCAUCGCUUCAACAUGAGUAAGAUGGUCAUUCAACAACCCCAGGCAUUCGCCAUGGCAACGACAUCCAACCAAUGGAGCUCAGGCAUCUGUGACUGCACUAAAGACAUUAAAUCUUGCUGUUUUGCAUUUUGGUGCUUCCCCUGCUUUGCAUGUAUCACAGCAAAGGAAGCAGGAGAGUGUCUGUGUCUGCCACUGCUUGACUGGUUCGGAUGCAUCCCCCCCGCCACCAUGUCCCUGAGAGCUUCUCUACGCCAGCGCUACGGCAUCGAGGGCACCCUAUGUAAUGACUGUGUGAUGUCCCUCUUCUGUGGGCCCUGUUCCUGGUGUCAAAUGGCUCGAGAGAUGAAGACCAGAGUGCAACCCAUCACCCUCAUCAAUACACGGCCUCAUUAAGGACCUGGUCAUCAUCAGCAUCUUCAUCAUCAUAAACACACAAGCUAGAUAGCCUUUACACACUGCCCUAUCUGUUACCACUGGUUCUGUGUCAUCUCCACUGGUAACCAUGACACGUCUCACGCACACUGUCGUCAUCACACACACUGUCGUCAUCACACACACUGACAAUGUCACAUCCCACAUGUGGCGGAUCUCCGAUCAGCUGGGUCUAGUGUGUCUGUUUCCUCCAGUCACACUGUCACGCCACACUGUCCGUGGACAGAUCCUGUAUCCUGAUGCUCACCUGUCCAGCCCAUUCCUAUCUAAUCCUGUCUCGUCCUGUGUAGCCUAACCUAGCCCUUCAACAUCACUAUUUUACUGAUGACUAUUUAACACAAAGACUUUAACCUAUAAGAAAUAUUUUGCUGAUGCUUGCCCCAUCUAUUGGUACUCUUUGGUCUAUGUAAAAUACACUUCUGUAAACAUUUUCAAAUAACAAAUCACUCAUCUAGACAGCCUCUUAUUAAAAAACCUUACAGUACCACUAUGUUUAAUAUACUUAUUCCUGUACAUAAUUUAUUGCAAUAAAAUAUAUCUGUAUGGAACCUUCUGGAGAAGACAAUAAAUUGUGUCACUCU
Osmerus eperlanus (European smelt) is the source of this 1144-nucleotide messenger RNA. Its product is annotated as cornifelin homolog B-like. The transcript has 4 exons. The coding region runs from base 144 to 524 and encodes 126 amino acids. The record is from RefSeq and is a predicted model, not a curated record. Lineage: Eukaryota; Metazoa; Chordata; Actinopteri; Osmeriformes; Osmeridae.